Molecule: messenger RNA, 3039 nt
Organism: Misgurnus anguillicaudatus (oriental weatherfish)
Lineage: Eukaryota; Metazoa; Chordata; Actinopteri; Cypriniformes; Cobitidae
Biological process (GO): cell adhesion; integrin-mediated signaling pathway; positive regulation of focal adhesion assembly
Cellular component (GO): external side of plasma membrane; focal adhesion; membrane raft
Molecular function (GO): integrin binding; GTPase activator activity
Source: RefSeq, a predicted model, not a curated record
AAUGCUCUAUUUGCCUAACCAUUACCAUUCUUGAAAAGAUCUGGGAUGGGACUGCGGUAUUUCAAGUCAACCGUGUGUUACUUAUAAACCACAUAAAUGCCUUAAAUAGAUCUAGUCUUUUUGAAAACUGUAUAUUCUUUUUCAUUCCUUGUACUUAUGUAUUUUUGAAAACAGUAUUGCUGAGAUGGUUGGUGAAAUUGUGUUAUCAUGUCACCUACAAAACGGAUAUUGUUUUGGGAUUCUGCACGGAGGAGGCAAUGAAGUCUUAUCCAUCACUAUCUGUUUGUACUGUGUUAUUCUGUCUGUCAUGUAUAGUGGGAGUUGUCACUGCUACAAACCCAUACCAGAAACCCAGCUUCUUGGAUUUUGACUCAUGGUUUUGGCACACUCCUCGAGGGCCACAAAUGUUUUCCUGCAUUACCUACAUGGAGAAGAACCUUCGGGUUGAUUGUGAAUUCCCAGAGAUGCACAAAAUCCCUGGGCCAUUUUGCGAGUUUAAACAGGAUGGGCGACUUAUGGGAUCCACCUACCCAAACACUCCGGUUCAGCUGAUACCACCUAUCGAAACUCGGCGCCGAGUCAAUGUCUCCUUGGUGGCCCCUAACAUUUGUCGCCUCACCUGGAUGCCACUGUCAGAUGACCGUGCAUACACUUAUACAUGCAGAGUUUACCAGGGCAGCACCUGGAAAGAGAACAGUAUGGCGUUCCAUCAAAGAAAUCUUCUGGUGUGCUCUGCCUUAAGCCUACUGUUCCACACAGGACCAUGGAUACUUGGAGUUGUCAUAUCACUUCCUGUGUCUCUGGGGGUCCUUUCAGGAUGAUCAGCAGGCUAAAACAUUUCAUCUACUCUCAAAUUUUUUGUUUGGUUUUAAAGGGCACCUAUUUCAAUGCUUAAAACAAUGUUAUUUUGUGUAUUUGGUAUAAUACAAUGUGUCCGCGUGGUUUAUCUUCAAAAAACACAUUAUUUUACACAUACCGUACAUUUUUGUAGCUUUAGAUUUUCCUUUCUUUCUGAAACGUACGGAUUUGAAAAGAUUUGUGUCCCUGAUUUCCAGCUAAUUUAUACAUUGUGGCCUGAAUAGCUCUGACGUCAGCCGGAAAUGUGACGCUCCUUACCAUGUCCAAUCCAUGUCCAUGUCACCAAUCCCAGGAAGUAAACUUUUGCCUACAAUCCGUGUGUUUGUUGUAGUCCAAGAAAAGAGAUUUAUGUUGGAGACGAUAACUCGCAUCAUCGUUUACUUUGGGGUUUGUAACUUUUGCAUAUCGUAACAUGUACUAAUACAGUGGUUUUCAAACUGGGGGCCGCAAGAUGAUGCCAGGGGGGCCCCAGUUUUAUGACAUUUUAUGAAAUACAUUAAUUUAUCUGUGUAGUUAAACCUAAGAAUAUAAGGCUACUAACCAAAAGCACUUUUGUAUAAUUUAAUGUUUUUUUUUUAUUAAAAUGUUGAGUUUUAGAACAGUUUUUGUCACAAAUUUUCUUUGGGGGGCCGCCAAGGAACGCACCGUACACAAGGGGGGCCGCACGCUGAAAAAGUUUGGGAACCACUGUACUAAUACACACUUACACACCAAAGUAAAUGUAAAAUCGUGAAUCGGACAAUAGGUGCUCUUUAAGUGUCUAACAUAAAGGGGUGGUUUCCCGGACAUGGCUUAUCCUAGUCCCAGACUAAAAUGCAUCUUUGAGCUGCCUUAAUUUAAAAACACCUUGACACAUCUUAACAUAUAUCAGUGCCAUUGUUUUGUCUCUACAUGCACACCAUGUAUUGCAUUUUGUAAGGUUUGUUUGUAAAAACAUUUAAAUAUCCUAUUAUAACCAAGCCCUAGUCCUGGAUUAAUCUAAACCCUGUCUGGGAAACCGCCUCUUAAGCUUCUAACAUUGCGGCUGUUUGGGUUUCUAUUGUCUUUACAUCAUCAGUAUUCAUUGUAGAGAACAAAUUAGACUCAGAAAACAUUGCACAUGUGGCCCACUCAAGCUACGUUGAUCUAAAAUCUUUUAAUCUGACUUUGCUAACAAAUGAAGUUGUUGUAGCAACUAUUUCUGUUACAGGACAACCUGAAGAUCUUUAACAGUCAGAUUUGUGUUGUUGAAUGCAAAGUAGCAUGCCAUAAAACAAUUCCAGACUUGUUUGUCAGUUUAACACUGCAUUGCAAUCAUACUGCCAUCCUGCUGGCAUCAAACAGUAAAUGCAGAUACUUGAAAUGAUCUGACAUCUAAAACAUAACUAACAUAAAAUUUUCUCCGUUAUCAGAUUGUUUGAUAUUGUUUUGAUAUAUGAACCUUUAUGCGAUAUUCAAUCAUGUGCUUCCUUUACAAAUCACAAAAAGCAAUCAUACAGUCGCUCAAUAAGAUGUUAUAGUUUAUAUUGUUGACAUUUUUGUAAUGUUUCUAGAAAUACCUGAGUGAUUCAUUAUAAGAGUAAUCCGUAUUCUCAAUGGUGGCUGGCUGGUUUAUCGAUCCUUACUAUUUGUCAGUGCAAAAUGCAUUAUAGGGCUGCUACCAUUCUGUUAUUGCAAUAACAACUCUGUUUAAUGCUUAUUUUAAUGGAGAGCUCUUUGAAGGACACUCCUGCUGACAUAUUGUAUUGCAGCACUUGCACAUGAUGCACAGAUCAAAACUGCAUAUCCUGUUAACACAAACAAUUCAAGGACAUAAAUUUGCUUUAAAAGUACAGAUAUUCAUACGUGUUUUCCAUUAUGAUCGCAUGCACAGUGCAGCUUCUUUAUGCACAUGUUAAAUUGUGUUCAUACAAAGUGUAGCUGCUUUCGCACAUGCCUCCCUGCACUAACCCUAUGUGCCUUAGGUUAUAUUAGCAAAACUGAGCUUUUUCUGUGUGCUGCAUAGUCUGUUCUGUUUGAUUUAGGCUAAAAUGGCUCACAAAGUUUGCAUUGCAAAAUACUCAAGCACUAACAUGCACAUUUCAUGCACUUAUAAUUGUGUGGGAAAACCUCGGUAUUCCCUAUCCAGUAUAUUCUGCUAUCUCAUUGUUAUUGUCUGAAGGAUCUAUAGCGCAGAAAACAAUAAAGAACUGCAGAGUGUAA